AGAAAUUAUAUAUAGUCUCUCUCACAUGACUCAAGAAAAAUAAUUGAAGUAUUGAGAGAGAUAAAGAUCAUAUAGAAUCUAGGCGUAUAUUUAUAACUUAAGAUUGAAAUCUAAACACAAUCUGAUCCAGCUAUGCAAUUAUUCCUAAGUUUUGUGCUAAUAGCUUAAAAAAGAGCAUAGGAGAUCUCAUUUCAAAGCAAGGUUUUAAGGGAUUUGCAAAGGAAAAGCCAUCAUAUACCUUUAUAUAUAUAUCUCUACCUUGAUAUAUAGAAGGAAUUAGAAUAUGGAUGGUAGUAAUUAUUUUGGAGAUUCAAACAUGGGAAAUGAAAGAGUAAGUGGAUCUUCAUCAAGAAAAGGGAAGAAAAACCAUCAAGAUAAACCAAAGCAACCACAAAGAGGAUUAGGUGUUGCUCAAUUGGAAAAAAUUAGAUUACAUGGUGAAAUGGGUUAUGGUUUUCAUCCUCCUCUACACAAUCCUCAUCCAUCUAAUUUUAUCAAUGAAGAUCCAAGAAUACAAACACCAUAUUCAUCAAUACCAUCAUCAUCUUUUUCUUACUCAUCUUCAUCUACAUCAUACUCAGCUUCACAUGGCUUUCAACCAAACAUUAUGAUGGGUCUACCACAAUAUGAUAGAACAAACAUUAGAUUUGGAGAUUCUCAGCCAGUAUUUGAUUCAUCAAGAUUAUGGGAGCAUGCCAAUGCAACUUCUCAAUCUACCACAACUAAACCAUUACUUAACCUAUAUGACUCACAAUACAUAGAUACCAAGAAGCAUAGAAGUGGUUCUACAAGCAGUCAGAACUCAGAAUCAAGUGAUCACAAUCAAGAACCAGAUUUGGAGCUAAGAUUAUCUCUUUGAUCUUCCAUUAUAGAAAGAGUGGUGAUUCUAGUAAUUGUAAUGGUUUUAUAUACAAUUAUUUAAGAAUUGCGAAAAAAGCACAGUGAACAAGUCAGUGUGUUUAUUUUUAAUUGAAGUUUCAUUGUGUAUUGAAAAAUAUAUAGAUUGAUUGCAUGAAAAACAAUGCAAAAAUUUACGUUAGUUAGUGUGCAGAAUCAUGACCAAAUCAUGAAUUUAUCUUCUUUAAUGUGCUAAAGAUGUAAGGGUUCAUUUCAGAAUUGAGAAUGCUUCAUCUUCUUUAACUACUUGAGCCAAUAUUAAA
Molecule: messenger RNA, 1160 nt
Organism: Medicago truncatula (barrel medic)
Lineage: Eukaryota; Viridiplantae; Streptophyta; Magnoliopsida; Fabales; Fabaceae
Product: protein SPEAR1
Exons: 5
Coding region: 284-859 (191 amino acids)
Molecular function (GO): DNA-binding transcription factor activity
Source: RefSeq, a predicted model, not a curated record